Molecule: messenger RNA, 468 nt
Organism: Fibroporia radiculosa
Lineage: Eukaryota; Fungi; Basidiomycota; Agaricomycetes; Polyporales; Fibroporiaceae
Exons: 2
Coding region: 1-468 (155 amino acids)
Cellular component (GO): mitochondrion
Molecular function (GO): fatty acyl-CoA hydrolase activity
Source: RefSeq, a predicted model, not a curated record
AUGCAAAACGAUCCCAAUAGGCGGCGACGUUCGGACUACGUCUAUUUCCUUUCCUACCGCACUCGUUGGAGUGACAACGACCAGUAUGCGCACAUCAACAACUCCGUCUACUACCAUCUCUUUGAUUCUAUUAUCAAUACCUACCUCAUUGAUCACUGUCAACUCAGUCCGACUGAAUCGCAUCUCAUUGGCCUCGUCGUGUCUUCCACCUGUCAUUUCUUCUCCCCUUUAUCCUUCCCAUCUGUCGUUGGACUCGGCUUGCGAGUGAAUAAGCUCGGUACCAGCUCAGUUACUUACGAAGUAGGGGUAUUCAAAGAUGGCGAAGACGCUCCAAGUGCAGUCGGUGGAUACACUCAUGUGUUCGUAGACAGGGAGAGCAGGAAGAGUGCAGCUAUGGGCAGUGCGACGCGGGAUGGCUUGGCCAAACUUUUCAUGCCGAAGUCUGAGAUUCAUAAAUCCAAGCUGUAA